AUGGAUCAAGCUCGUAACUCAAACAUGGACAUCGAGAAGGAAUCAACAACGUUCGACUACUCCAAACGUGCUCAAUGGCUACGCGCCGCCGUGCUCGGAGCUAACGACGGUCUCGUCUCCACCGCGUCGUUGAUGAUGGGAGUCGGUGCCGUGAAACAUGACGUCAAGGCCAUGAUCCUCUCCGGAUUCGCCGGAAUGGUUGCCGGAGCUUGUAGUAUGGCGAUCGGAGAGUUCGUCUCCGUUUACUCUCAGUACGACAUAGAGGUUGCUCAGAUGGAGAGAGAGAGUGGGAUAAUAGAGAAAGAGAAGCUUCCAAGUCCGACACAAGCGGCUGCUGCGUCUGCGCUUGCGUUUUCCUUGGGCGCGAUUGUGCCGCUUUUGGCGGCUGCGUUUGUGAAGGAGUAUAGAGUGAGGAUCAUUGCGGUUGUGGCAGCAGUUACGGUGGCGCUUGUGGCUUUUGGGUGGUUAGGAGCGGCGCUAGGGAAGGCACCGGUGCUUAGGUCGUCGGCUAGGGUUUUGUUUGGAGGGUGGUUGGCUAUGGCUGUUACGUUUGGGUUGACUAAGCUUAUUGGGUUGCAUGGACUUUGA
Molecule: messenger RNA, 588 nt
Organism: Microthlaspi erraticum
Lineage: Eukaryota; Viridiplantae; Streptophyta; Magnoliopsida; Brassicales; Brassicaceae
Source: the annotation of a GenBank genome assembly